CCUUGCUUAUUAGCCACCACCACCGCCACUACCCAAAUGCCCCUCCUCCCAGACACCACUGACAAUCUACUGUUCAGCUGCCUCGAACCCCACGACAUCAUUCAUUACUCUCGAACAUGUCGUGAAGCCUGUCGGCGAGUCGAUGGCUAUUGGCGACGCGCACUUAACAUUGAAAACCUCCUUUCUCCGUAUUUCACUCCAAUUGAAACUUCUCAGUCGCAAGAGGUAUCCAGACUCGGACCUGGAUUUAUAUGUCGAACAUCGAUACGGCUCUUGUCUUGGAUCCUUUCUCGAGGAAAUUGGAUACAAUUUCAAACCCACUCAAGGUCAACCCAAACGCCUAGCGGCAGCGAUCAAUAAAGCAGAUGGUAUGGAGACUAAAGCCCUUUAUGACGAUGAGCUGGCAGGGAAUGGAUUUGGCGGAGUAUUUAACAUGGCGAGAGGCGGUCGAACUAUUCAGGUUAUCACGGCCGCUGAAUCUCCAUUGGACAUAAUUCUCAAUUUUCACUCGACUGUGGUGAUGAAUGUCAUCUCUUAUUCACAUGUGUAUUCACUCUAUCCACGAGCAACGUUCCAGGAGUCACUUUCUCUCAUAACUUAUUGCAACGAUGGCUCUGAACGAGAAGUCGCCCGCCAGAAAUACGUUGAUCGUGGUUGGAAAAUGCUCAAUUUUGAUGGCAGCGAAUGGAACUUCGAUAGGUCUAUGGAAAUUGCGAGUUACAGCUCUUCUUCAUACCAGGGACUCACGGAAGAAUACAUUGACGCCUUUCAAGUCAACAGCUUGCGUCACCUGGGCGAUUCCUAUUGUUGGUCUUUCAAACUUCCCAUCCCAGACUAUCCAACAGAGAACAACUGCUCUACUACUCAAGGCUACAGGUGGCUCAUGUCGCGAAGAUAUGACCUACCAACACCGCUUGUUAUGGAGGAGUUGCUUACCGGAAAACAGGCUUUGGAGAGCAAUACUUGGGUACUCUCCCUUCAGGACUAUGACGAAGAGGCGGAUGACGACCGCAGGAUAUUGAGCAACAGCAUUCAAACUCGCCGCGUUGCUCGGGAUCGCUAUCGGCCUGAUCCGAUUUAUCGAAUGCUGUACGAUGUUCUGAGCAACUCACAGCUGAGGUUUACCUACUGUGUUGGCCUGGAAUCGGAGGAUUAUGCGACUCAUGAGCUCAUCGAGAGAGUUCGUGCAAGUGAGGUUGUUCGUCGAGGCGGCAGAAGGACUGAGGGAGGAUAUGGAUUCUCCCCACCGCUUGACUUUCGGGCAAAGAGUAUCGAUUUGUUGCUUUAUGAUGUCGUCGAUGAACAUCUCAACCUUGAGGAUAAAUACUUGGAUGAGGCAACCGAUACAGAAUCUGAGGGAGAUUCAGAAUCGACUGUCAGUGACGGAGAUUCUGAAGGGUCAAUGGAUUUGUUUUGACCAUGUUCACUUUGGCGAUCCUUGUUUUAUGUGUAUUCUUCUCCCCCUUCAAUUACGAAUAUACCCUUCCACAGGUUUCUGCGAUCUACUUGAAUUAUCCG
Molecule: messenger RNA, 1518 nt
Organism: Marasmius oreades (fairy-ring Marasmius)
Lineage: Eukaryota; Fungi; Basidiomycota; Agaricomycetes; Agaricales; Marasmiaceae
Exons: 5
Coding region: 143-1417 (424 amino acids)
Source: RefSeq, a predicted model, not a curated record